Penicillium brevicompactum is the source of this 1017-nucleotide messenger RNA. Its product is annotated as Gfo/Idh/MocA family protein. The record is from RefSeq and is a predicted model, not a curated record. Gene Ontology annotation, cellular component: cytoplasm. Gene Ontology annotation, biological process: NADPH regeneration. Lineage: Eukaryota; Fungi; Ascomycota; Eurotiomycetes; Eurotiales; Aspergillaceae. The coding region runs from base 1 to 1017 and encodes 338 amino acids. The transcript has 5 exons. Gene Ontology annotation, molecular function: nucleotide binding; oxidoreductase activity.
AUGGCUAUCGGCGUAGCACUCAUUGGAAGCGGCCUUUUCGCAAAGGAGCAGCACCUGCCAGCUGUUCAAGCUGCAGCAAACUUCGAGCUCAAGGCCAUCUAUUCUCGAUCAUUGAAGUCAGCCCAGGAUCUUGCCAGCGCCACAUCCGGAGUUGAUCUCUACUCCGAAGACUCCGGCUCCGGCAAGUCUUAUGCUGAUAUCCUGGCUCGCUCAGACAUUGGUGCUGUGAUUAUUGCCCUCCCCAUCCUGGUUCAGCCCGAGUUCAUCAAGAAGGCUCUCACCGCAGGCAAACACGUUCUAUCCGAAAAGCCCAUUGCCAAGGAUGUCGCCACUGCACAGGAGCUCUUGAAGUGGUACAAGAGCAGCAUUGACUCGAGCAAGAUCUUCUGGGUCGUUGGCGAGAACUUCCGCUACUUGACAAAGUUUAUCUUUGCGGCAGAGCAGGUCUCGAAGCUAGGAAAAGUAAAGAACUUCCGUGUGAAUGUUCACAGCCUGAUGAACGCCGAGAACAAAUAUUUCGCAACUGCCUGGCGCAAGACACCCGAGUACCAGGGUGGCUUCCUCUUGGACGGCGGCGUGCAUAUGACAGCCGGCCUGCGACUUAUUCUGGGAUCAGAGCGUCUCAGCAUUCUGUCCGCCCAGUCGCAGCUGCAGCAGGAGUUCCUGCCACCGGUUGAUACCGUCGAUGCUGUUCUCAAGACCGAGUCGGGUGCCACCGGUGUUCUUUCCCUGUCGUGGGGAUCAUCUUUCAGUGACCAGAUCUUCGAGUUUUCUUGCGAGAAGGGUGUCGUUACAUUGAAUGCUGAUGACGUGACGGUCAACGGCACCAAGCAUCACAUUGAGUUCGAUGGCAGGGGUGUUGCGCCAGAGGUCGCUGAAUUCGCAGACUCGAUUGUCAAGGGAACUGCCUCUAGUAGACAGUCGCCUGAAGAGGCGCUGGCGGAUCUUGAGAUUUUGGAGCAGAUGCUGCGGAGUGGCGAAAAGGAUGGCGAGAAGGUUCAACUGCACUUGCAAUAA